AUGGUCAUGCAAGCCAACUAUCAGCUGGCGGGAACUGAUGGCCCCCCUCCCUUGCCGCUCAAUCUCCGCGAGCACAAAGGACAUAUAUGCUUGCAGUGGGGGAUUAUUCUACUCACGUCCUGCAUAGCACCACUGGUGCUCUAUCCAAGUUUAUACUGGGGAGCGGGUCUAUCCCUCAAGAUUGCCUUGAGUGUAUCUAGCGCCAUUCUCGGAGCAUCGACUUUAUAUUCCUUGGGUUUACGAACGUGGCGCUUACUCAAGCUGACAUCGAAUUGCCGACCCCUCACAUCGGAAAGUCGUUGGAAUUUAGACUUCUUCCACUGGAACUAUCUUCUAGGCUUUGUGCUCGUCACACUCAUCAUCGUGAUCGGCUUGACACGAGACCCUCCUAGUGUCCGAAUGACCGCUCUGCCGCCGUCUAUUUUGCUCGUGCAAGUUGGCCUAACCCUGGUCAUCGUCGGAAUCCUGGCAAAGCUUCGCGUACGGCAACCGUUCCCAGUCUCCUCCAUGCCCGCAGGUUCAGUCUUCCGUCCCGGCAUCUUGGUCAUCAUCGAAGAUAUCGUUGCGGUGGAUGGAGGCCGCGGCACCGCAUACCGCUCAGCCCUGAUGGAGAGGUAUGCUGCCAGCAAACGGUUUCAGCGCCUGAUGGAGGAUCUCAAUUGGUUUUGGGGAUUUGGCGGGCUUAUUAUGGGCAUUAUUCUCAUAUGUGUACUUGCUUCGGUUGGGAGCAAGACGUUUGCUUUUGGGCUGGGAUGGACCAUUCCAUGGAUUUGGGCUGGUACCUGGGCAGUUAUCACGACUUACUGCGCUAAGUCUGCGCUGAGGGAAGAGGCUUUUACCUGGUCGGAGAGCAAAAAGGCGAAUGCGGUGUAG
Aspergillus eucalypticola CBS 122712 is the source of this 873-nucleotide messenger RNA. RefSeq lists its product as uncharacterized. NCBI's taxonomy places the organism in Eukaryota, Fungi, Ascomycota, Eurotiomycetes, Eurotiales, Aspergillaceae. The coding region runs from base 1 to 873 and encodes 290 amino acids. The record is from RefSeq and is a predicted model, not a curated record. The transcript is spliced from 4 exons.